AUGUCUUGGCCGAGCUGAGAGGACGUGUACUCUCCGUCGCGCGGAGUGUCGAGCCUACCAGCUCGCGGGGUGUGUGCUACUAUCGGCGAGGUGAUACCAGCGGCCGCGCGGGGAACGAUGUGCGUGACAGCCAUGCCGUUAAGUGCGACGAAGAUACUGAAGGAUAGCGCGAGCCGGCAGCCGGCGAGGACUACUAUCGCGACUAGUGCACAGGUGCAAGGAUUAAGCGGCGGCGGCAACAACCGCAACAGCAACAACCACCAUCACCACAAUGCCGGCGAGCCGACCAGACCGCAGCACACGUCGAUCAU
Molecule: messenger RNA, 311 nt
Organism: Mycetomoellerius zeteki
Lineage: Eukaryota; Metazoa; Arthropoda; Insecta; Hymenoptera; Formicidae
Exons: 1
Source: RefSeq, a predicted model, not a curated record